AUAAUCGUUAUUGCAUUUCUAUUUUUCAAGGUUUACCCAAGAAGUCAAGAACCUAGAAUUAGACAAAUCAAACCCCCUUUUUUUUUUUUGCAUUUUUGUCAAGAAAUUCAUCCUUCAUCAAUUACAUAUCUCCAUUCCAACAACUACCCAUCUUCACUUCACACCAAAAACCAACAACCAACCAACAAUCAACCAUCAACAAUGGGGUGGUUAACAAGAUUUGUUGUAGCACUAUCAUUCUUAGCAAUUGGGAUAAUCUUCUCCCCAGAAACCUUCAAAUCAUCAAACUCAAAUUCUUCAUCUCUCUCAACUAUCCUCAAAUUAUCUCAUCUCCUAUGUUUUUCCACUGCUUGGGGUGCUGCUUUGUGGGCCACCUUCAUUGGUGGGAUUAUUAUGUUCAAGAAUUUGCCAAGGCAUCAAUUUGGGAAUUUGCAGAGUAAGAUGUUUCCUGCUUAUUUUACUUUGGUGGGUGUUUGUUGUGCUGUUUCAACGGCGUCGUUUGGGUAUCUUUAUCCAUGGAAAUCAUCAUCUUCUACUGAGAAGUAUCAGUUAGGGUUUCUGGGUUUUGCUUUUUUGUUCAAUCUCUCCAAUUUGUUGGUCUUUACUCCUAUGACUAUCAAGAUGAUGCGGCAGAGGCACAAGGUUGAGCGGGAGAACAACAUUGGGGAGGAAGUCGGGUGGACCAAGAACCAAGAAGUCGCAAAGAAAAACCCGCAGCUUGCACAAAUGAAUAAGAAGUUCGGUAUGAUACAUGGAUUGUCUUCUCUGGCUAACCUCUUUUCUUUCGGCUGUCUUGCUAUGCACUCGUGGUACUUAGCCAGUAAACUCGACCUAUGAUCGGACCAUACCAUCUUGCCAUUAUCAUGGGAGUACUUUUGGUGUUAAUCUUGCUCUUGUUUCAUUAUAGUAAAUAAAAACUCCAGUUUUUGGACAAGUUCACACAUAUAAAUUUGCAGUGUACAACAAAUAUUCUAGCUUUUAGGGAUUAUAUUUCCAUCUUUGUAUUUAUGAUAUUGAAUUCUGCUGCUGCAAUAAUUUGCUUGAGAUUUCCAUGGA
Molecule: messenger RNA, 1056 nt
Organism: Amaranthus tricolor (Joseph's coat)
Lineage: Eukaryota; Viridiplantae; Streptophyta; Magnoliopsida; Caryophyllales; Amaranthaceae
Exons: 3
Coding region: 202-837 (211 amino acids)
Source: RefSeq, a predicted model, not a curated record